Messenger RNA from Annulohypoxylon truncatum, 4681 nucleotides. Its product is annotated as SAICAR synthase-like protein. Bases 120 to 4154 code for a protein of 1344 amino acids. Gene Ontology annotation, molecular function: inositol hexakisphosphate kinase activity. NCBI's taxonomy places the organism in Eukaryota, Fungi, Ascomycota, Sordariomycetes, Xylariales, Hypoxylaceae. Gene Ontology annotation, cellular component: nucleus; cytoplasm. The transcript has 2 exons. Gene Ontology annotation, biological process: inositol phosphate biosynthetic process; phosphatidylinositol phosphate biosynthetic process. The record is from RefSeq and is a predicted model, not a curated record.
CUUCCAAGGUCUUCUAACACAGCACAGCUUCUAAUCCGAAUACCACCCAUACCACCCGCUCAAUCUCCUGCGAAUCAUUCCUCCCACAUUGCCGUGGUCAUUCGCCAGAUGUUUACCUCAUGUCCAGUCCGUCUCGUAAGCCCGAAAAUGCCGCAUCUGCCGCACCGGUGAGCUCCCAAAGUGUGGCCGCUGGGAGUCCUAGUGCCAGUCCCGUCAGUGCUGCCGCUGCCACUGGGACAACGACUCACAGCCCAUCCUCUGAUUCCCUCGAUCUGACUGGCUCGUCUUCCAUAUCUGACCAUGCAUGGCCCUCUGCAAGUGUCUCGCCUGCUGUACCAGCACCCGUCCCCAUACCCCCUGGUUCCCAUGUGCCAUCCACAUCCACUUCUCAAUCGUCCGUCGCUGUUAACCAUGUCGACCAAAACAAUAAGAAAUCACGGCCGCCCUCCGCCCUCCAGAGAUCCAAUGGACCGUCUCUUCUCACGCAAGCGCUGGCUUCUGCUCGUGGAAUUCCGUCCUCCCACGUUUCCGUCUCCCAUGCGGACCAGCGACGUCCCGAGCAGAAGCCUGUACCUGUACCACCAAAUGGAACAAACCGACCUAGCCAACCUAAAAAUGUAUAUGUCCCACGCCCCGAACACGCGGUGACUGGGCCUCAAGAUGCCUUCCAUGAGCAUACUGAGCAAGGCGAUCUAACGCCGACCGGCCAUUCGCAGCUUACCGAGGCCGCUAGAACGAUCUCCACGCCAUUGCUGUCUUCAAUUACUUAUCCAGGGGCUGAUGCUCCUACACCAUUACCUGUCACGAUGCCGGCUGCUAUGAGCACAACUACGACACUCUUAGAACACCGGGAUCUCGACUUAAGCACCAGGGGCAGAGGGCGAUCGCUAGAACGCACGGAAAAGGAACUUCGUCUACGCUUGUCAAACCUCCCUAAUGCGCAUUCCAAUAACGUUGGAGAUUCUUCAUAUUCUUUUAACACUACGGCUGCUGAUAUAGCCCCGUCUACUGACGAUAAAUCUGAAAUGCUCUCCGACGCGCGCGUCCAAUAUAGGGCGUGGAGGGUCGAACGUCCUCCCCUCUCGAUGGGCCCAGAGAAAGUAUGGUCUAUUGGUACCAAUGACAUCGUCGGCCAUCAGGAUGGACAAGUUGAGAAGUCUAUCACAGAGGUGCUAGCGGGCGUCGAACCUACACGUAGCCGGAAGGCGAGUCACAGCCUGCGCUUCUUUAAGGAAGGUCUCCCGGAGGAAAAAGGCCGGCGAAGGGAGUCAAAGGUCAAGGGGCUGCAGCUAGAUUUGCUUCGCGAGAAUCAAUUGGACGAGAACGCUGUUUUCCAGACUGUUACACCAUCUCCCCAGUCUAUCGAAGGCGAUCAAUCACCUUCUCGUUUAUCAAGCGUGCAAUCUUUCCCUUGGGGCACUUCGGAUGCCGGGUCUGUAACCCACGAGGCAGCUCAACGAGAUUACUUUGGCCUACAAAGACCAAAGCAUACUUCCGAUCCCAUCAAAGACUCAUCUCCCCGAGAGCAACUCGUGAAGGCUGGUGUUUACAGUGAGCCCAAUGGUUCUGCUAUAGUGUCCGACGAGGAUGUGACACAGGUUGGUAGGGAGUCAAGUGACGCAACGGAGGUCGGAGAACCAACCGAGGAGGGUGAAGAAUCAUCCGAAGAGAAGAUAUCGUCCGCUGUAUUUCUUCCACAUCAGGGCCUGGAUCAAUCACCAGAGAAUGGGUGUGUUAUAUCCGAAGAAUUCAAAGUUUCACAGUCUGCCUCCCGCAAACCCCACGGCGAGGAUUUCCAUCCUUGGCUAGUGAAGGCAGAUGAACCCGAAGCCGAAGUUGGAGCAAGGGCUGAAGGACCUGACAAUGGUAAUGUUGACCGUAAGAAUGACACAGCCCCAUAUGUUGAAGAGUUUCCACGAAUAGAUGAUGAAUAUGCUAUCGAGGAUGAGGUCGAGUUUCCCCAGAGACCUUGUGAUAUAUCUGCUAGGUCGUCUCGGCCGGUCUCCCAAUAUUAUGAGGAUAUGGUCCAUGAACAUCAGCUGGGACCAAAGUUACCCCUCGAGGCAAUUGAACUUAUUCCUUAUAAGCAUCAGGUUGGUGGUCAUACAACCAUUUGGAGAUUUUCCAAGAGAGCUGUCUGCAAACAAUUAAACAACCGAGAGAACGAGUUUUAUGAAAAAAUAGAAAGGUAUCACCGUGACCUUCUACCUUUCUUACCCAGGUAUAUUGGCGUCCUCAACGUCACAUUCCAGAAGCAGCCACGGCGGAAGUCAACAAUCAAAAAGGACGAUAGCUGUACAUCUGAGAAGAAGGGGAGAGAACAAGAUGGCCAACUAAAUGGUAAUAACGGAGCAUCCUUAGGGCUCCCACAGGGUUUCGAUAUUUCGGAUAAAGAGGAUCAGCGUCAUCAUCGCAGGAUAGUGAGCCAAUCCCUACAAUCGUCACACGCUCCGAUCCCCACAGUUACUUUUGUCGACAAUCGACAUAUCCUUCCUCGAAGCUUGCUGCGACCUGCUGUGUCAGUUAAAGGUGAUAACCGUCCAUGGAGUGCAUCUGCCGCGGUUAAUCCUCAAUUUUUACGUGAUCAUAGUACCCAGACGUCCAAUGAAGACGCGCUGGCAUCAAACCGGCCAUUGUUAGGGGAUCGGCACGCUAAUAGUUGGGGUGCUACGACUGUCAACAAAAGAUUACGAAACGAGGUUUUUAACGAUGCUUUUCUGAAGCAGCCCAUCGCGGUACAUAAACAUCGGAGACCAGCAUCCCAACAGCGAUCAAUUCCUCGUCGCUCAGUGCAGCAGCCAAAUCGGCCUACAAGUUCGGAGAGUGCUUUACUGGACCAAAAAAUGGCUGAUGACAGCGAGAGACAGGCCCAUGAAUCAGAUUUUUUGAAAGCGCCACCACGCAUUCUACACAGCCAUAGUGACUUGAGCGCAGACUCGAGCUGUCUAAGGCUCGAGGGACUCGACCAUGUGAAAGACGUCACAGGCACUAGUGCUCCAGAGCCUGAAACCUUGUCCGAGAAAUUUCAUCAGAGACGACGACGGCGUAAUUCGGGGAGCAAACUUCGGCGAAGACCACAAGAUGUCACGGAAUCUCGUGGUAACCUCAAAUAUUUUGAGGACCCAGAUGAAGUCGAGUAUAGUAGGGAUCAUGAUCCACACCCAGGACUGCACACACUUGUCCACGUAGAAAAUGGGCACAAGCAAGACGCCGAGGCCGUCGAGAAUGGGUUCGUGGAUAAUUCCGUACCUCAGUCCUACUUCUCAUCCGCAGUACCAUCAGAGCUUCCGAGUCCGACGACGGAGUUUAAGAAAAUCCCACGGCCCGUCAACCCCAAAGAGGCCCAGACACAGAGUGACUCAAGAGUUGAGUAUUUUCUACUACUAGAAGAUCUCACCGCUGGCAUGAAACGUCCUUGUAUAAUGGACCUAAAGAUGGGCACUCGGCAGUAUGGCGUAGAGGCUAGCCCGAAGAAAAGAGAAUCACAACAGCGCAAAUGCGCCGCGACAACAUCGAGGGAGCACGGCGUGAGACUUUGUGGAUUGCAGUCUUGGGAUGCCAAGUCUCAGACGUACGUGUUCAAGGAUAAAUACUACGGGCGAAACUUGAAGGCUGGCUCCGAGUUUCAAGAUGCCCUAACCAUGUUUCUAUAUGAUGGCGUAGAUUAUAGCAGCGUUUUACGACACAUCCCGACGAUUCUGCAGAAACUCAAUCAACUCGAAAUGACUAUUCGCAGGCUGCGCGGUUACCGGUUCUACGCAGCCAGUCUCCUAAUGUUUUACGAUGCCGAUGACUCCGACGAAGGUUACGACACGGCAGCUGACGACUCUACAACCGAUUUCGCGACAGAUGCCGAGGACGCAUGGGAGGCCAGGAAGCGCCGGAAAAAUAAGAAAGAGAUUGAUUUCAAGAUGGCCGAUUUCGCCAACAGCGUGACGGCGGGAGACUUGGCUGAGGAUAAACCAUGUCCGCCGAAGUGUCCGAACGAACCGGACCGCGGCUUCCUCCGCGGUCUCGCAACUCUGAGGAAAUAUUUCUUGAAAAUACAAAAGGAUGUACGGAAUGAGCUGGGAUUGAUCACCACACGCAGGCAGGCAGACGACACAAGUGAAAUGGAAAAGGACGAUGAUGAGUGGGACUCUGUCAGCGAUUGAGGAUCCUGCCUCUCAACUACCAACAACUUCGCAUAACCUGCUAGUAAAGGUGCUAGCGGCUAAGCAAUCUUAUACCACUUUUUGAUUCAUUGUUCAUAGUUCUCGGAUGGGAUCCUAAAAAUGGCGCACGGGUGUGACAAACCGUCGGUCCACGGACAGGAGCUCUUUUUGGGUCGGGAUAAGGGUAUGGUUAUGAUACGUUCUCCUUUUUAUUUAUCGUUUAAACAUACCCGCAUGUUUGGGGCGUCUCGAGAUUGUCGGUUGCUACGGGGGUAAAAGGAUAAUACAGCUCAUAGUAUGGUGAAGAGCUUGCGUUGAUGAUUCGUAGCUAUGUUGCUACUUAAGAAAAUAAAAUGAUACAGGGGAAAUUGGGGGGCGGGCUCGAGAGAUAGUUGAUAUUAGAAUGAGAUGAAGCUAGCGAGCCAUAUUUGACUAUUGGUGUAAUUGUCGUUGUGACUUGUAGAGAUCUAGAAAAGUGCAUGCUUGGAUAGGCCAUAGUUAAAAAGGUUCGCAAGUUUACCUUUGCC